Molecule: messenger RNA, 3193 nt
Organism: Myzus persicae (green peach aphid)
Lineage: Eukaryota; Metazoa; Arthropoda; Insecta; Hemiptera; Aphididae
Product: cleavage stimulation factor subunit 2 tau variant-like
Exons: 9
Coding region: 692-1837 (381 amino acids)
Biological process (GO): mRNA 3'-end processing
Cellular component (GO): mRNA cleavage and polyadenylation specificity factor complex
Molecular function (GO): mRNA binding
Source: RefSeq, a predicted model, not a curated record
GAAAUAUUUACUCUUGAAAACGACGGCUACACAUUAUUAUUUUUACUGAUAAUUGAUAAAAUCAUAUAAUAUAUUAUUUUUACAAGAAUUACCAUCGCUUUGAAUUCAAACGAUGUCCAACUAACCUGGUUACGGGAGCAUAAUAUAAUACAAUCGUACAUAAAUAUUAAAAUAAUUAGGCAUUAAUAUGUUUUUACACAAAUCGUUUAACAAAAUUAAUAUGCAAUUCCAAUUAUUCACGAAUUCGGCGAGAUACCAUGAGAUAAUUCUACCAGGAAUUCUACCUGUAUGGCUACCCUGUAGAAUCGGAAUUGUACUAUCAUAAACGUGUUAUGGUCCGGCAUCCACGGUUCAUCAAUUGAUAUCAAUUAAAAAAUCGGAAUCGAAUUUAUCUGUUUAUUUUUUUUGCAAAGAGUAUUCCUAUUGUGUACAGUUGUUCGUAUUGAUUUAAUGAUUUCUCCUUUGUUUGUAGUGCAUUUGAAACUAGUUAACUGCUAGGUACAUUUGGAAUUCAUUACAGCAGUGUUUGCCCACCUAACGGUUAUUAAUUAAAUACCUAUUUUCGACUCUAAAUUAAAUUAUCAUCACAAUAUACGUGUUUAUUUUAAAAUUCGUCUAUAUUGCUUUUCAGCAAUCAUAAUACAACUUUUAUUAGUAAUCAUAAAUAUCACCUUAUUUCUAUACUAAUAAAAUGACUGAACAAAACAUUUUAGACAAGUCUAUGAGAAGUGUUUUUGUUGGAAAUAUUCCAUAUGAGGCAACUGAGGAAAAACUAAAAGAUAUAUUUAAUGAAGUAGGACCGGUUAUAUCAUUCAAAUUGGUGUAUGACAGAGAAACUGGUAAACCUAAGGGUUAUGGUUUUUGUGAAUAUAAAGAUCAAGAGACUGCACUUAGUGCCAUGCGUAAUCUCAAUGGUUAUGAAAUUGGAGGUCGUACGCUACGUGUUGAUAAUGCUUGUACAGAGAAAUCCAGACUAGAAAUGCAAUCAUUAAUGAUGGGAAUGCCUACUUCUGAAAGUCAUUAUGGUGAUGCAGUUAAUGCAGAAAAAGCACCAGAGAUAAUAAACAACGUGGUUUCGACUUUACCACCAGAACAACUGUAUGAACUUAUGAAACAAAUGAAAGAAUGUAUUCAAAACAAUCCUGUAGAAGCUAGAAAUAUGUUGCUCCAGAAUCCUCAACUCGGUUAUGCAUUACUGCAAGCACAAGUUAUAAUGAAAAUUGUGGAUCCAGAAAUUGCUAAAACUAUGUUGCAUCCUGCACAUAAAGUUCCACCAUCACUACACAGCUCAACAACUUCUAGAGCUCCGCCAGUUCAUCAAACUUCUAAUGAUGAUAGCAUGGAUUGGCAGCAUAAUAAUAUGUUUCGCGGGCAGAGCACAAGCCAAGAUUUAAGACAGCCACCACCACCAAAUCAAAUGCCGUUCCUCCCUCCGCCACCACCAUUGUUGUCCAAUACUGAACUUCCUCAGUCAUUUAUGGCUCCAAGAGAUUAUCCACGGGCACCAGCAAUUGACUUAGAUAAUCGAUCAUUUGGAGAUAUGUUUAGAGAUCUCAGAGCUAAUAAUAAUUUUAUGACAAUGCCGCCUCCAUUGAUUGUACAACAACCAAUAGUACCAGAACAAAAGGUACCUCCAAGAAUUAUUCAGUCUUCUCAACCUCAAGCUCAACAAGCAUCUAAUCAAACAGUUAAAACAACUGAUUCUGAAAAGGCUGCUCUGAUAAUGCAAGUACUUAAGUUAACUGAUGCACAGAUUGCAAUGUUGCCCCAAGAACAGCGCCAAAGUAUACUUCAACUGAAAGAAAAAAUUUCUAAUUCUUCUAAAAACAAAGAUUAAAUCUCAUUUUUUUUAUUUAUGUUUUUAUAAAUUGUUUUUAUUAACAGUUAUACUAUUUAAAUUUAUGGUAAUUAAUAGUUAUGCUAAAACUAUAUAAAUGUAUUCAAAAUAGUAAUUAUAAUAAAUUGUUUUAGUUUAAAAUUAAAUUUUGAAUAUAUUGCAUAAAAAUGUAAUUGUUGUAUACGAGUAUGAAAUAUUCAGAUAUUCGGUAAUUUCAAAUUCAAGUAAAUUAUGUUCGUACCUGUGCAGGGGCUUUAUUUGCCAUUUUGUAGGGUAUGCAAAUGCGGAUCUCAAUUUUUACUGACCAAAAUUAAGGGCUGCAUUCAAUUUCAAUACGCCACCAAGUCACACCACGCCAUAUCCAAUCAAAUUAUAGGAUUUAUUUGUGAAAGUAAAUAUUAAAAAAAAAAUAUUUCUUUUUUUUUAAUUUAAUCUAUAUUACACAUAAAUCGUAAUUUGUAUUUUUGUUGGUGAGGUUCAUUUGCAAUUACUCAUCGCUCCAUGAGUAAAACUAGCAAUUUUAUUUCAUUUUAUAAUUAUAUUUUUAAUAUUUUAAUCAUAUAUUAAUAUUUAUAACAUAAAUAUUAUUUAAAUUUUGAAACAAAAAAUGUUGUUUAGGUACUAUCUAACAAUAAUUUUUGCGCCCUGCGUAAAAGCUUGUUUACUGAACACUUAUUUUGUCAUUGAUUGGGUAUUUUAUAUUUUUACUUUUAUCUUCAUUAUAUUAAUUUUUGUAUUUAUUAUUUGAAACCUACAUAAAAAUGUGUUGUCUUUAGUGAUUCAAAUGUUAAAAUGUCAUGAUUUAUAUUCAUACAUUGUUGUACUUUUUUUAUAGUAGUUGGUAAAUCAAAACACUCCUAUUUUGAUACAAUUUGUUUGUUUUAAAUACUAGUAAUGCGAGUGAAAUGAUCAAUUUUUGUUUAUGGUAAUAAUUGGUUCUGCAAUCUGUACAUAGUGAUCCGGUUAAUAUUUUAUUUUGCCAGACCUAUGAAGCAACUAAUAUGUCACCAAUUUAAUACCUUUGUAAAAUCUUGAAUUAAAUAAUCAUUUAAUGUAAUACAACUAAUCAUCAACUGUAAAAUUCCUAAUUUAUGAUACAGACAUUGUUAUUUAAGUUUUUUCAUACUGUUAAAUUAGUUGAAAAAAAAUGAUUUUUAGUAUUUAAAACCAUUGAUUAAUAUUGUAUAGUAAAUAUCCUAUUAUUUUUAAGGUUAAUUGUUAAUAUAAUCAAUAAUCAUACAUGGUAUAAUAUGUAAAAAUGUAAGGCUGUCAUAUUUCUUAUAGGCCAUUUUGGUGUGUAACUGAAUUUUGACUGAAAAAAUAAAUUGUACUUAAAGCUACCACGUGAAAAUUUAA